Molecule: messenger RNA, 711 nt
Organism: Telopea speciosissima
Lineage: Eukaryota; Viridiplantae; Streptophyta; Magnoliopsida; Proteales; Proteaceae
Product: probable prefoldin subunit 2
Exons: 2
Coding region: 33-482 (149 amino acids)
Biological process (GO): protein folding
Cellular component (GO): prefoldin complex; cytoplasm
Molecular function (GO): protein folding chaperone
Source: RefSeq, a predicted model, not a curated record
CUCCGUCCAUCCCGAACAGUUGGUUGACAGUCAUGUUGAACAAAGCUGAAGGCGAUGGUAAAGAACCAAUGAAUGAGCAGGCAAUUGCCAACAUAUAUGGCACCAUGAGGUCUGAAAUCAACCAACUUCACUCGAAAAUUACAGAAUUGGAGAUGGAAGUGAGUGAGCACUCCUUGGUGAUUGGAGCCAUACAGCCACUUGAUCCAUCCAGGCGAUGCUACCGCAUGAUUGGAGGUGUGCUAGUGGAGAGAACCAUCAAGGAGGUCCUCCCAGCAGUCCAGCGUAACAAAGAGGGUCUUGAGGAAGUGAUUUCUCGGAUGAAUGAAGCCUUGGAAAAGAAGAAAAAAGAGAUUUCUGAAUUUGAGGCAAAAUAUAAAAUCAGGAUAAGAAAAUCGGAUGGUGAGGUGAAGGAUGAUGGAGGCCGGAAGGAAGGUUCUGCUCAAGGAGUUCUUGUGGGUCCUGCAGGUGCUAAGAAUGAAUGAUCAAUUUCCUGAGCUUUUCAUUUAACGAAUUAUAUUUUAUGUUUUGUUGAAAUGAAAUUUGGGUUCAAUAGUCUUCUCUUGCCCUGUUAUGACGUCUUUGGUGUUCAUGUUGAAUCUAUAUAAACUAUUAUCUUUGUAGUGAAUACUAUCAUCUAUGUAGUGAAUGCAACUAUAUCAUUGACCAAGCACUGUAAAAAAAUAUUGAUUGGUAUCUAUGCAUCCUUCAGUG